Lineus longissimus is the source of this 5315-nucleotide messenger RNA. RefSeq lists its product as uncharacterized. The transcript is spliced from 6 exons. The record is from RefSeq and is a predicted model, not a curated record. The coding region runs from base 136 to 945 and encodes 269 amino acids. NCBI's taxonomy places the organism in Eukaryota, Metazoa, Nemertea, Pilidiophora, Heteronemertea, Lineidae.
CUAACACCAGAUGUCUCUACCAUGCUGCCAUGCUUGUGAUAUCAGGCCAUGAUAUCAUGAUAUUGAUACUUUGACGCAUUUUCCCCAAAUUGAUGUCUUUUGUGAUCAGUGAUGUGAAUUGUUCUUUGUGACAACAUGUUACGUAAUAUGCGGUCAGCAGUGUUUGGUAUGGUCCACGUGCGUGCCUUGCCAGGAACCCCAAGGAACAGUCUGACAGUUCAAAAGAUAAUUGAAGAGGCUUGCAAGGAAGCAGAAAUCUACAAAAAUGCUGGAUUGGAUGGCAUUAUCCUCGAAAACAUGCACGACAUUCCAUACAUGCACACAGAGAGUGUUGGACCCGAGAUAGUAGCGACCAUGACAGCAGUGUGUUCGCAAGUGAGACGUCUUUGUCCCGAGAUGCCUCUUGGUGUGCAGAUUCUCGCUGGUGCUAAUAAACAAGCAUUGGCUGUUGCCUUGGCUGCAGAUCUGAAUUUCAUUCGAGCUGAGGGUUUCGUGUUCAGUCACGUUGCGGAUGAGGGUGUGAUGAAUGCUUGCGCUGGCGACAUCAUGAGGUAUAGAAAACAGAUUGGUGCGGAUCACAUCAGUGUCAUUACCGACAUCAAAAAGAAACAUAGCUCUCAUGCUAUCACGAGUGAUGUAGAUAUUGUGGAAACUGCCUUGGCUGCAGAGUUUUUCAUGAGUGAUGGCGUCGUCAUAACAGGAAGUGCCACUGGGGCAAUCACAGAGGUCCAAGAUGUAAAAGAUGUGAGGGAAGCUGUGAAAAUCCCCAUUCUGGUGGGAUCGGGAGUGACUGUUGAAAAUGUCCACAACUACUUGAUGGUCAAUGCCAUGAUCAUUGGAUCACAUUUCAAGAAAUCGGGUCACUGGGAAAAUGAGUUGGAUGUUGACAGGAUUGUACGAUUUAUGGAGAGGGUUACCUGUCUCAGGGAUGUGAUUAAAGAUUGAAAUGAAAUCUUAAGAACUGGCUUCCUUGCAUGUACGGAGUAACAAUAUAUUAUUUUUGUACACAAAAACUAAUUUUCGUCAUGGCAGGAAAAGAAGAACUUGACGCAAGCUUUUGGACAGAUUAGGGCUACCUUUAUUUUCUUCAAUUUGAAAUAAAAGGAAACCACUUCCACUAGUCAUACAUACCUACCCAAACAUACAAUAAACCACAUUUAAAAUGAAGCAUGGAAAAAAGUCAUGAGGGCAUGUGCAGCAACCGGAACAGAUCCCUUUGGACAGAAGAGAUGUUGCUUUGAUCAGAUCUAAAACACAUAAUAAAACAGCUUAAUUGGUGAUAGACAUACCUCAGUUGAUGAAAUCAGAGGGAAGUCUGGCCCAUCAUACUUUGGCAGAGCUUAAUAUAUUUGUUUUACUGUGGACUCCAUAAGAUGUAUAUAAUAGUGCAAAGCACUAAAUAAAAGUCCUCAGUAGUUUAUAAUCCAUUUCUUCACAGAGUGCAGACCCUUUCACCAAAGCUGGUAUUCAGAAAUGCACUGUUUACAAUUGCUCAAACUAGGACAGGCCAGACCCCCUCUAAUGUCUAAGGCCGCUGUGUUGUUUGACCUUUACUGUUGAUGCCAUUACUAAUACCUCAAAUUGGAAUAUUUUCUCAUUAUCAUCCUGGGAUAAAACUGACCAUGUAAAAACCUUAAAACUUCACAAGCUAUAGUGUCUUACCUAAAAUUUCACGAAUAUAAUCAUAAUAAAUAUUUGUUUUCUUACUAUUCAUACCUUACAUGUAGAAUAAAAUAGUUCACUAUUAUUACACGACCCUGUAUUAAAAUCAUAAAAUGUGCAGUUAUUUUUAUAAUUCCUGAGCUUCCCAUAACACAGGUAACAGCGUGGUUUUUUCUCAAAAUCAUGUACUUGGCGAUUUGCUCAGCAAAUCGUGUUACUGGUACAGCAUGGAGAUUCUUAUACUUUUCUUAUAUCCUACAUAACCAAUUUUCGAGAUAAAACUACACACAAACCAAUUUGGGUGAUUUAUACAUUGGCAUCACUGUCCUCAAAUGCCUGUAUGGGUCAUGAUGUCUCUUGACCCGAUCAGGUGCCAUAAUCUAACGGAGGAAUACAGUCUACUGGAUGUUGUGAAGGAUGCGUUGCUGUGUGCAAAAACCUGAAGCAACAUUGCAUGAUUGUUGGAUUGACUCCACCGAGUGAAGUUUUCUGUAGUUAAAUACUGUUGUGUGUGAUCAUGCCUCAAGGCCCUGUCAUUGCCUCGAAUUUUGAAGAAUUGAUGAAAAUUAGAACAUUCCUAAACACAAAAUGAUUCAAAAGGGAGGGAAAAACAAAAGAGUGGUAUUCGUACACAACUGCAUUCAACUGUAUUUCCCAACAAUAUUAUUUGCAUAGCUGAAUGUAAUUCAAUAAAAAUUAUGAUUUGAUUGAAAAAAUUCUUAACUAUUCAAACCACAAGGAUACAGGUCAAACCGAAAAAAUGUAAGGCUGCCCAUUUUGGUGCUACUAUAAUUUCCUCUACCCAUUUUUAAACACACGCUAAUAAUAUACGCCCAAAUGUAUCAAUACAUACGAUAAUCAAGAUAUACAAUGAUAUUACACAAUUUUUUUCAUUUCAUUUAGAUUUUGGAAUUUUUAAUUUCCUAACACAGUUAAAUUGAAAGCUCGCCUUCUAAUUUACAAAUACAAUUAUUCAAUCAUAACUUAGAUUUUUUUUCAAUCAUUUUAUUUUUAUUUAUUUUUAUGGUAUUAUAGCUCGAAAGUUGCUAUCGUUUUGUGCGGAUUUAACUGUGAUUUCGGUGAACCACUUUCCUUUUCAACCAAAUAAUGCACACACCAAUAACCUUAUACGUGAAUGAUGGUAAAUUCUCAUGUUGGCUACAAAGGUCUGUUUUACUAAGAAAAUUUCUCUAAAUGUUUUUUCUCUAUAUUAAAGAUUCCAGAACUUUCAAAACCCUAGAAUAAAAGGAUGUGUAUUGUUGUAAUGUUUGGUUGUUAUGGUCAUACAUUGUACUUUUGUUUCCGUGGUUACCAACCGAAAGGAUAAACAGAAAGCAGUGUCUACAUAUUCAUAUAUUGCUAUACUUAGCAUAACAGUAAGGUACCACAAAAUUCUCUAUACAUCUCAUUACCAAAAUUAUCCAAGGCAAGUAUUUUCAAAGUCACCACAUUUUCUAGUAACCUAUAGCUGCUUAUGAAAUCAUUUUGAUCACUCCAUUUAACAUAAGAAGGAUUCUUCACCAUGUGCGGAAAUAGGACCCGACUGAUCCUGGUAUAAGAAUUCCAGACCCUCCCUACUACAUUUCAGUUGAAAUUAAAAAUAAUUUUAUCUUCCAUUAUCAUUGCAUUGCAAUUUGCAUCAUCAAUUCAAAUAUUUAGAAUAUUGCUGCAUUUUAACAGCCUAACAUCAUCUUUGGGAAAAUUGUAUCAACCAAUGUUAUCUCUGCAAGUGUAGGAUCAAAUCAAUGACCAGCACCAGCUCUUGUAAUGGCAAACAAACCAGUUUAGGCUUUGUUUAUCUUCGCUAGAUCUUCUAAUUGUGUUUGACAAGCUCUUCACUUUUGCAUUUCAUGCUAUAACCGGCAGUUCCCUGUUGGGCCAUCCUUGACACCACAGUACUCCUUAUAUCUCCUCACCUUGCUUUUGCAAAGGGAGGACCCUGGUAUCCAGGAUGCUUUUGAAGUUUGAUUUGAGCAAAGUCCGUGCUUGAAAGACAUAACUGCAGAAUACACAAAGGAGAUGAUAUUUCGGUGGCACUGUCAUUGUUGUGCACUCAAUUUAAAGGGAAACAGUCUUUCUUAUUGCAGGGUGAGGUUAUACCGAAUAAUGAUUUAGCCUACUAUACCUUUGACAUCUACACAUUAUUCAAGCAAUGUGAAACUAUUUUGAGGCAAAUAUUAAGUUAAUUUGUAUAAAUGUCUAUAUACACUCAAUAUCAUCGCCUUCGUCCGAAUUUUCACCCUACAACAAAAGACUAUUUCCCCUUUAACAUUUAUGUUUUUCAGAUGUACAAGAUAUGUACAUGAUGGUUUCAGUUGUUAGAUACAGUAUGGCUUCUCACCAGAACGGACAACCAUCGCUGUACGAAUCACAUUUAUUCCCCAACAUAGACAGGUUAAUGAACAUGUGCCUAGGAACAUUGAAUAUCCCUGCAACGCUAGUAUUUGAUAUUUGAUAAUACGUCGUUGGAAAUGCAUACGUAGACUAACCUAGUUCAAAAUAGGUUGUUGCCACCUCAAUAAUAUAAAGUUUUAUACAGCCAGUACCACUGUCAUGACAUUGUGAUCCAUGAAAAUUACAUAAACAUGUAAGAUACCCUGAAAGCCUUGUUAUCAGGCUGGAAAUAACCCCACUGUUCGACUUUAAAGGUCUACGCUGUUCGUCUCCAUUGUAUUUACUGGUGGUUCAGGAAAAAGUAGUACACAGUGCUUUAGUGCACUUAUUGUGCAUGCAAAUUUGCUGAAACUUUGUAUUCGUAGUAUUUUGAUAUUGUCUGUACAACAGCAUUUUCAUGAUUAAUAUUCAAUGUGUAUGUACUCAAUUAGAAAUUUUCUAAUUUGAGUUCAGUUUUUCAAAUUUUUGAAAACGAACAGGGUAGAGCUUUCCACAGUUAUGUCACCGGUUGGAAGGCACUUGAGACAUCCAUAUGCUGUUACGCACAACUGCACUACUGGCCUGAGCUAACCCCAGAUAACUAAUCUAUAAGUACAUGAUUAUAGAGUUCAGGUCUGGUGAUUAUGUGUUGCACCAUGGAUUUAUUUUCUUGAAGUUUAAAUUAUUGUUUAAGAAUUUUGAUAACUGCUUUUACUCAAAUGAGGAGUAGUAUUAGCAUUCGCCAGUGGUGCAGCUGGGAGUCUCAAUAUAUGGAAUGUUUAAAUUAGCAUGUCUACCCCAUAUUACACACCAAGUGUUUAUGCUUUGUCAGGUAUAGGUAGUCAUAUUGACUAUUUUAUUAGUAAUGUAUUAGAAGGGACCAGGUUUUGCAUGUAUCUCAUUAUUUGCAUUGAAUUGCUUUUUCACUGCCAGAUGCAUAAAACUGCAUCUUUUGAUUGCUAGGCAUUGUAAAUGGAACUUUGUUAUAUUUGCAAUUCUCAAAGUAAACUGCCUCAGUCACCUAUUUUAUUCCUUUUGCGUGCUUUCUGGAUGAUAUCAGGUUAAAAUCUAACUCGUCAUAAAAACUGACCACGUUCCUUACAAAUUUUGGUUUCCAAACAAGAGGUGCUACCGGUUUACCAUGGGACAAGCUGCAUCCCUGUAUUACUUGUUAAUCGAUGCAACAGAAUCACACGAUAAAGAUCUUUCAAACAUUGAAAUUCAAUGAUGUAAAUUUAUCAACAGUGUACAUAAUAAAUUCUGCAGAUUUAUAUAAUCCA